Molecule: messenger RNA, 6512 nt
Organism: Oncorhynchus mykiss (rainbow trout)
Lineage: Eukaryota; Metazoa; Chordata; Actinopteri; Salmoniformes; Salmonidae
Product: endothelial cell-selective adhesion molecule
Biological process (GO): homophilic cell-cell adhesion
Cellular component (GO): adherens junction; plasma membrane
Molecular function (GO): cell-cell adhesion mediator activity
Source: RefSeq, a predicted model, not a curated record
UAGAAUAGCCCAAUGUGGUUUCAUAGCUUCGUAGAGUCUCUGAAGACAUAGAGGACUAUUUCGACAUCAAUCAUACAUCUCCCCACAUGGGCCAGCGGAAUAAUGUGUCCACUUUGGGGUGGCAAAGGUUUAAUAGUCUUAUCUUAUUCGCCCCAUUCUCAUGAACAAAUUGAUAUGAUACCCACUCCAAAAAAAGUCGCUUUCUAUGUUUUUCACACCUGUAUAUGUAUGGGAGUCUAUGAUAUGCUAAGUGACUGAAAUACACCAGUUCUGUGUCUGUAGAGAAGAUCUGUUAGCUUCUACCAUUCAAAAGUUAGAGCCAGAUUUGUAGAAUGAAAACAAAAACCAUUGAAUAUUUGUCACACCAUCGCAGCAGCUCAAAAGAUUCAGGGUAGACCCAAAAGCCAGGUCCUGGUGAAUCUCUGUAAUGCUGUAUUCCAUUACCUUUUCCUCUCGUACAACCUCAAUGCCUGUAUCCAACCUCGCCAAUGUACACGGUUAAAGACAUGAAAAAUUGUGAUCUAAAAUCAGCUAAGCUGGUCAAAUAUGUUUUUCUCUCUGAAGUGCUCUUCCUUAAGGUUUUUUUCCAUUGAUUAAUUUAUAAUGUGAUGAGAGAGUGAGAGAGAGAGACAGACCAUACCAGUAAUGUAUGUGGUGGGAGUUAGAGCCCAUGUUUGCAUACAGAAUCAAUUUGAACACAGUCAAAACUUUAGAGGAAUUAAAGCUCCUGUGUUGCGAUGGCAUACUCAAAAUGGUUUAAAAUAGCUUCAGAGAUUACGCUAAUGUAAUCCAAUUUAAAGGAGCCGCCUCCAAAUAUUUAUUAUUUAAGCACCAUCUGUUUGAAGCCCCAGGGGUCAGCCACAAACAGUAUAUGCACAAAGUCUUCCACAAAGAGGGCUAUCUCAUUGUCCUACAUCACUAACUGCCUCUGCACCAUCCAGAACCCAACUCACUCCUCAUAUAUCCUCACUUUACCUUAAUCCUCUUUUUACAUAGCCAAACACAGGCUUAGCUUUGUGGACUGGGUACUGUGUCAGGACACGUUUUGUAACGAAGCCUCAUAUUUUCCCAUCAUUGAAUGCCUCUCAGUCUGAGAUGUACAUCGGUCACGGCCCAUUUGUAAACUGUAGCCCCCCCUGCCACUCACUGUGCUGUCAGACAGUCUUUCCUAGUCAUUGCCCUGUGAAUCCUUCCCUCUCUCCUGUGAAGACCUUCAGCCCCUCCGGAGCGUGCUACUGCAACUUUCACCAGCAGCUUCAGAUUAGUGGUUCAUUUGAAGGCUGACUCAGUCAGCACAGGAGGGAUAGUGGGGGCUGUGCUGCAGCUUGAACACAGGACCCUCAGGAGAUAAAGACUACGGUGAAACGAGAGAUUAUAGUGAAAGAUAAGUGGUUCUGUUUAAUGAGAGUUGGUUUAUCUUCUGCCCGCGGCUGGAGGGUGGGCAUGGUUGUGUGUUUCAACUGGGGACUGGAAUCAUUUGAUUGUCUUAUAAGCAGUUUGUAUUUUUCAAGGAGCCUAUGUUGUACUGGUGGUGUUUAAAACAUAGGGAAUAUCCAUUUGUUGUUUUUCAUUGGAUUUCAGAUGUUAAGCCUAUAUUUGAACAUACUUGCAUUGAUAUCAUUUAAUUAUUAUCAUGGAUUAUUAUUGGGUAAUUGAUCAUCUAAAAAUGGAGGCAUUAAACAUUUUGCCUGGCUACCCAUCCACGUCGCUCCGGCCAAAUGCCACGCCCACUAACGUUUCUUCUCCACGAUGAGUCUGGAUUUGAUCUCCUCCCCGAAAACUUCUCAAAUGCCAACACAUUCAAACUGUUUUGAUUGAUCCCUGAAACCUAUGGGUUGGGCCAGAGCCUGAACACACAUAGGUAGAGCUUCGUUUUGGAAGUAGUCAUUGGCUUUGGUACUCUAAUUGAUUAGACGAUCCAAUCGCUGAUGACUUGUUUUGUACAACUCCCCCUCAUUUUGACUUCAGCAGAAAAUGACUUCUAUCAUUGCAGUCUAGCGAUAGGUGGAGCAUUGGACUUAAAUUCAGUAUGAGUCAUCAGGCUACUAAACAUUGGCAUUUGAUUUUAAAUGACUCCACUACAUCCAUGUGAUUCUAGUCUGUUGCUUAGUUGGUGAUUAUCAUAAAGAUUUGCUGCCCCCUCUAGGCUGCUCAUGGUAAGUGACAUAUUCUCAGUGGGCUCUAUUUUGAGCACCAUCUUGGUAGCCUCAUUCGACCAUCCUGAUGGAUCCUGACAGUUUUUGCUGAGAUAUUUUUUCCAUAGAUUUUAGAACUCUCCAAAAAGGCUCUCUAUACUAAUGUCUAUCAUACAUUUUUGGGGAACAAUGAGUUUAGUUGUAUUUCAAAGGCAGAGAUGCAUCUUUUUGUAUUAUUUUUAAACACCCAUAUUAUUCAUGUAAAAACAUGGUAGUUAUUAAACAAUCCAAUUGACAGUGAUGCCCCGCCUACAUUGUGUUCUACAGUGGCAGCUUUUCAAGGGUUUAUCUGUUGAUGGAUGUAGAUUAAUGAUACCCAUAUCCACACUUUCCAGUGUGUCUCAUCUGUCUGCAGCAAGACACAACCCAGAUGGAGAGUGGAGACAGGGAUUAGGGAAGAUUUUCCUUCAUUUAAUAAACAAUUGAAUGGCACAGUUCGGAGGAUAAACCUAGCCCAAGAAAAAGCAGUAAGAAUAGUCACGGGAAUAUAGAGCAUUAAGGCGCAGUGUAUCAUUUAAAAGAACCAUUCCCAUUCAUCAUCAUUCUAAUCUACAACACAGUCCAAUACUCCUCCGCAUUAGGACACACUGUAUUGUUAUGCCCAAAAGUCUGGAGGGCUUAGAUUUAGCUGCACAUACUUGUAUAGAAUUUUUCCCGUAGGUAUGUAUCACUCUAAAUGACUUUUUUCAAAGUGACGCAAUCCAUCCUAAUCCAGUCACAUCCUACAUCCGUUUUCCCAUAGUAGGAAGAGCAGUUAUAUAUUCCUCAUCUGCAUCUAUAUACUCUUAGAAAUGUUUUGGGGUUCCAUGUAGAGUCCUCUGUGGAAAUGGUUCUACAUAUAACACAAAAGGGUUCUACAUGGAACCAAAAAUGGUUAUUCAGAGUUCUCCUAUGGAGACAGCCAAAUAACCAUUUUAGGUUCUAGAUAGCCCCUUUUUUUUCUAAGAGUGUAGCACUGCUCUUUUCAAACACACAAGAUGAUGCCCACAUUGACUUCCAACUAAUGGAAUAGCCCACCCCCUCACCUUUAAAUCUGCCAUCUCAAGCAGAAAAAUUAGUUUCUAUCCCUAACAGGAUUAGCGAGACAAAGUGCAAGCCAAAUCAGAAAAAACAAUCCAGGGUCUAUUAUGUUGUGGAAUAACAGAAUGGCUAAUACAAUGAUGAUGCUAUUAAAUCCACUUCAGUCAGUCUGACAGCAUCAGCUGUGAUUAGUGUUUUGGCAAGUUGGACUUUCAUUGGCACAAGAGUAGAUGUUGCAUUUUCCAUUGGCGCAUUGGUUCUCAUUCGCCUUAGGAAUUUCUGUGGAACAACAAUCUCGAAUAAACUUGUAAGUUCAAUGCAAGUUCAAGUUCAGGACAUGAAUCAAGUAGUUUUAUUUAGGCCUAUCCGUUUCUGUUAGUAUAUGUUUUGAAAACCUAAGCAGGCAAAGAAAAGUGAUUGAGCUACAAAUAUGAGAAUCCAGUCAUACCAACAGUCAGCACAGAGACAGUUGUCAAAGUGACCAUGUGUUAGCCUACCUCCUCUGUGUCCAGCCGAGCUGCUGUACUUGGGUCACGUGAAGCAAGAGUCAGGGUUGAAGGAUUGAGCCAGGGAUUGUUUAGGGAUUAGUCAAUAGGAGCUUCACGGCAGAAAUUAAACAAGGGACACCAUAGCAAUGGGGUCACAUGAUACCAGGGGCAAUAAGAAAGCAUAGAGUCACUGCGACUAUAAUCCAAGAACAACAUGCCAGCCCUGACGCCAGACAGAUGCCCAGUUGCUCUCGCUCUCUCGUUCUCUCGCUCUCACUCCCACUCAAUCACUCUCGCUCUCGUUCUCUCUCUAAUUCACCCAGCUGAAUACAGUUUCAUUCCAGAAAGAACGUAACCGGUGUGCUGUCACACAGCAGCUGUUGAGCAGCCCCUGGCCUAGCUAAAUGUAUGUGUGUGUACGGACUUGACCGUCUUGCUGAAUGUGUGUGUGUUUUAUGUUUGUGUUUAUUGUGACUGGGGGUUAAGACCCUCCUCUUAUAGGGCUAGUGUUUUUGCGGACUAGGGAUUUGAGACCCUCAUCACGUCACUCUGAGGGGGUUGUCUGUGUGUGUGUGUGGAGAGGGGUUAUUCUGUGUGUGUGCGUGGGACCUAGCUCCAAGCUGGCGGAGGGCGAGGACUACGAUUGCUGGGAUCAGAUGAUCCAUCUUCAGCUGACCAGCUCAGGGGACUGGCCGGCACCCUGUGACUCCCAGCGGGUGGAGAUGCCCAGGAGAGAGAUGGAGGUGGUGAAGGGUCAGAUGGUGGUCCUGCAGGCUUGGUACAGCCCCACAUCUGAUAUCGGCAGGAACAGUGUCAUCUGGAACUUCAUGGCCAACGACUCCAAGCAGGUCAUCUCCUACAGUAACGGUGAGCCAGGGAUCGGUAGUCCUGAGUUCAGGAAGCGUGUUGGGUUCAGCCUGUCCAUGCCCUCGGCCAAUCUCUCCAUCUACAUCAACAACACCCAGGAGUCAGACUCAGGACGAUACCUCUGCAAUGUCAUCAUCCCUGGAGCCGCCGGACUCUCUGGAGAAAUGCGCCUUAAUGUCAAAGUCCCUCCCUCGCCUCCAGUGUGCUUGAUGACUGGGUCAUCUGUGCUGAACGGCAACGUGACACUGAGCUGUAAGUCCAGCUCGGGCAAACCCAUCCCUCAGUACAAGUGGACCAAGAAUGCACCCAUGUCAGAGGUCUUCUUUUCCCCCAUGCAGAAUGAGAGGCAAGGCACCCUCAGGCUGAGUAACCUCACUAAGAGCAUGUCAGGGAAAUAUGUGUGCCGAGCUAGCAACACUGCCGGCUCUGACACUUGCUCUAUCAACCUGGAGGUCUUCACCUCCUCUAAUGCUGGAGCGAUUGUUGCUGCUACUCUGGGGUCCAUCGUGGCACUGGUAGCCAUCGUACUCUUCCUCAUCUUCAUACUGAGGAGGAGAGACCAUGAAGAGGAGGAGCUAGCCAAUGAUAUCAAGGAGGAUGCCCAGGCACCCAAGCGUGUUUCCUGGGCAAAGAGCGGCACAGGCUCAGACCUCCUCUCCAAAAAUGGCACGCUGUCCUCCAUAGCCACGACCCCGCAUCUACGAGACCCCCAGCAGCCCAACAACUUCCGCUACCCCUACCCCACUGCUCCGGCCUCUGACACAGGCUCUGUGUUCAAUGCCUACCGCCUUCAGCCUGGAGAGCCCAACCCCUUGCAGGGCCUCCCAGGGUACAUCAGUGGCACACCUCCACCCAGGCACACCAGACCCCUCUGUGUUGCAAACAACAUUGAUGCCACCUCUCCACACAGGCACAGUCGACCCCCCAGUUCUAACCACAUCAGUGGGACUCUACCCCCUGGCCACACCCGGCCCCUCAGCACUAGUAUCAUUGUUGACACCCCUCCCCAUGGGUUCAGUCAACCCCCCAGUCCUAACCAUGUUGGUGUCACCUCUCCACAUGGGCACGGCAGACCCCCUAGCUCUAACAACAUUGGUACCCCCUCCCCACAUGGGAACAGUCAACCCCCAAGUUCUAACAAUAUCGGUGCCCCCUCUCCACAUGGGCACAGCAGACCACCAAGCUCGAACCACAUUGGCGGUAGCGCUCUACACAGGCACAGUCGACCUCCCAGUUCCAACCACAGCCGACCUCCCAGCAUCAGUAGCAUUCCUCACUAUGGACACAGCAGAACCUCCAGUUCCAACGGUGCCCCACCCCAUUCCCCACCUGGCCACAUGGUCACAGACCCCGACAAAACUGAGGGCGCCCAGCCCCAGGUGCCACACCCUCUCACCUCGCCAAUCAGCUCCACCACCCUGGCCCGUAUAGGUGCUGUGCCCGCUCAGAGCCAGGCUGGAUCACUGGUAUAGCCCACUGGAAUGUCUCACAUUUUACUUUUGAACACAAACUGAAGCAAAUGGAUAAAGACUUCCUCAAAGUAAGACUGUAUAGAGGAGAGAAGGAUUUGCUACAAAUUAAAAUCACUUUUUAUUGCAGUUGUUCAAAGUAGAAUGAAGAACUCAUGCUAAAGAAGACAAAUGAGAAAUUAUGACACUUGUGGAAUCGACUGUAUUCAAGUCUGCACAAGUUCAAAGACUUGUUUUAGCUGUUUUCAAAUACCAUUAUCAGAGUCUUUAAGGUUAAAACAAGGCCUAUUCUCUAAAACAUUGUUUGUGAAUCCAUAUUUUUGACUUAGUCAUGGCCAAAAGUUUUGAGAAUGACACAUGAAUUUCCUGCUACAGUGUCUUUAGAUAUUUUUGUCGGAUGUUACUAUGGAAUACUGAAGUAUAAUUACAAGCAUUUCAUAAGUGUCAAAGGCUUUUAUUGACAAUUACAGGAA